UUUGCGCAUAUCCCUGGUUAAAUUCUCAAAACGCCAGUGGUUAAUCAGUUAGUUAGUGGUUGAUUGUUAGACCAGUGGUGUUGUAUGAAUUAGAGCCUCCCAAGUAAAAAUUUUUAUUAUUAAUAUGCGGUUCCGGUUGUGCGAAGGCCUUUUGAUACAAACUAUUUUUAUACUGCUUUCGAAAGUGCAUGUGACUCAAAACGCCAGAGGACACAAACUUUCAUUGCAGCUCCAGCGUGUCGAGUGUCGAAUUUACGACGAGAGUUCAAUAAAAUCACUGAAUUGCUCCUUGAGAAGAGACAACAUAACCAAAGAAAUGGUGUUGGACGCCGACCUCACACUGGCCCAGCAAAUCAACAAUGUCAAGUGCAAAAAUACAAUUGUGUUCGAACGUAAUGGCGUCACCCACAAAUUUCACGAGCUUGAAGUGGACAUCUGUCAGGCGUUGAGUCAACGUUUCGAUUUUUAUCUCUUUCGCCUAAUCCUCGAUGAGGUACAUAGAGUGACGAAUUUACCGCUACAAUGUCCACUGGAAAAAGACUUUCAGUACUAUCUGCGUAGCUUUACGCUCAACUCCAAAGACUUUCCACAAUUUUUACCCAAUAUGAAAUGGUCCUGUUACAAUAAUUUUAGCACUGGCAAAAGGUUAGGAAUGACGUUUGAUGUUUUUGGUUCGUUGACACGCAUAAAAGGGUAGCUGUAAAUGAAUUCCGUAUAUAAUAGUAGAAAUUUGACUUAGAAUUGAAUUGGCCAAAAUAAAAUGGUUGAAAAAUAUACAUACAUACAUAUGAAGUGUUUCAAUAUGUAGAAGUAUUUGUUUUCAAAUUCCGAUCACUUUGAUUUGAAUGCUAGAAAAUUCUACGGACUGCUGCAGAUGCAACCCGCAUGAAAUAUUUUUAAUACCGAUUGAGGUAUUAUUGGUGGUGAAAAUGUUAUGCGCUUUAUUAAAGCGCAGCGGAUUAGAUGGAUUGGCCACAUCGUAAGAAUGCCCAACGAAGGAAUCCAAAAAAGGGUGUCUAAUUUGCGUCCAAUUGGAGGAAGAAAGAGAGGCCGACCAAGAAAGAGAUGGCUUAGUGAUGUAGAAGCAGACUUAAAAGCGAUGAACGUUCGUAAUUGGAGAAAUGAGGCAAGAGACUGAAUUGGAGGAGGAUUGUUGAUGAAGCUAUA
This is a messenger RNA of Anastrepha ludens (Mexican fruit fly), 1167 nucleotides long. RefSeq lists its product as uncharacterized. The record is from RefSeq and is a predicted model, not a curated record. The transcript has 3 exons. The coding region runs from base 125 to 697 and encodes 190 amino acids. Lineage: Eukaryota; Metazoa; Arthropoda; Insecta; Diptera; Tephritidae.